Haplochromis burtoni (Burton's mouthbrooder) is the source of this 4478-nucleotide messenger RNA. RefSeq names its product NLR family CARD domain-containing protein 3. The record is from RefSeq and is a predicted model, not a curated record. The transcript is spliced from 6 exons. Gene Ontology annotation, biological process: regulation of apoptotic process. Bases 303 to 3062 code for a protein of 919 amino acids. NCBI's taxonomy places the organism in Eukaryota, Metazoa, Chordata, Actinopteri, Cichliformes, Cichlidae.
AUCGUUUAGAUCCAGCAACAUACAUCUUUGUUUUACUGCAGCAGCUACUGGAAAUCAGACACAAAGGUAAGAAAAAAUAAACAUAUUUUGAACAGCGAGUAGUUCGGUCAGAUAUUUUACAUAGUGACGAUUAAGAAUAUAGCAAAAUAAAUAUCUAUGAUAAAUUCUGCAUUAGGUGAAAAGGGAAAAGAAAGUCUGGCUGUUCUCAAGACAGUAGCAAUACAACAGAACUUCUAUGUAAUAAUACUCAUAUUUAGAUGCAAAUGACAGAGUCACUGAGCUGACUGUGAAGAAAUAACAUCAUGGGGAGCCUAUGGUCUGCACAUUGCUGUGCAAAAACGAAAGAAAACAGUUGUGAGCAAGACAACAUUUCCACUGCUGAGAAGAGUGAAGAAAGUUCACUCCUUCCUGUUGGACAGCAGAGGGGGGGAAACACAGUGAAGGAAAGAAGGGAGGAGCCUGCAUGCACACAUGCACAAGAAACUUCUGGGGAAAAUGACUGCAGUGAGAACAGCAAUGAUACUGUUGAACUCAGUGCCCUCAGUCCUUGUCUGUCUGCUUCAGCAGUAACAGAAAUGAAAGAUGCAGCCUUGGUGGACAAGAACCGCACUAAGCUCAUUCAAAGCGUCACUUUGGUGAUGGCUAUAGCUGAUGAAUUGAGACAGCGGGGUAUGAUCCAUCCGGAGAUAUACAACAAAAUCAAAGCUGCCGGGACUAGCCAGGAUCAGAUGAGGGAGCUCUACAAUUCACUGACUACUAGAGAAGUCAAAUUUGCCUUCUACAAAAUCCUCAAAGAAAUUGAGCCACAGACGUGUGAAACAGAAGAUGUCAUCAAGGAGGUCAUCAAAAAGAACAAAGAAUAUCUGAGGCAGAAGUGUCAAUGGGAGUUGGAAGGCACUGGGAAGUCUCGUAAGGAUGAAAAAUCAUUGGAUAAAAUUUACACAGAGCUUCACAUUAUACAAGGAGAGAGUGAACAUGUCAAUAAACAACAUGAGAUCUGGGAGAUUGAAGAUAAAGCGAGAAAUCAAACUGUUGAGUGUACAAAAAUCAACUCUAAUGACAUCUUUAAACAUGAGAAAGAUGACAAAGAAGUGAAAGCAAUUAGGACUGUGAUGACAAAGGGGGUCGCUGGCAUUGGAAAAACUGUCUCUGUGAAGAAGUUCAUCCUUGACUGGGCAGAUGGAAAAGCCAAUCAGGACUUGGACUUCAUCCUUAUGUUUCCAUUCAGGGAGCUAAAUUUGGUCCAAGAUGAUCAGAUUAGCUUUGAGAACCUUGUGAAAACAUUCCAUCCAGAACUUAAAACCAUAGCAGUUGCGAAAGCUUUGGCUGAUCGUGAAGUUUUGUUCAUCUUUGAUGGUCUCGAUGAAAGUCAACUUCAGCUGAAAUUCAAAACGACCACAAUACUGGAUGAUGCUACAAAGGUGUCCUCAGUGGACACUCUGGUGACCAACCUUAUCAGGAAACAUCUUCUUCCCUCUGCACUUGUUUGGAUUACCUCAAGACCAGGAGCAGUUCAACGCAUCCCUAGUAAGUAUGUCGACCAGUGGACCGAGGUCAGAGGAUUUGAUGAUCCACAAAAAAUAGAGUACUUCAGAAAGAGAGUUGAGGACAAAGCAGUCGCUGAAAAAAUAAUUGAACACAUAACAAUGUCACGGAGCCUGUAUAUUAUGUGUCACAUACCUAUCUUCUGUUGGAUUGCUGUAGAUGUUUUUGAGUAUUUGAUGCGUAAAAUGGGAAACACCAAAGAUGAAAACCAAAAAAUACCCACAACUCUUACUGGGAUGUACACACACUUCCUUCUUAUUCAGAUGAUGAUAGCUAAUGAAAAAUAUGGCAACCAGGAAGACCAGGAAAAGCCUGAUACAGCAGAGCUUUUUAAGUCAAAUGAAGAGUUCAUUUUGAAAUUAGGCAGGCUGGCUUUUGAGCAACUAGAAAAAGGCCGGAUCAUAUUCACUGCUGAAGAUCUGAAGAAGUAUGACAUAGAUAUAACGAAAGCUGGAGUUUACUGCGGGUUGUGUACAGCAAUAUUCAAAGAAGAGAGUGUGUUCCUAACAAAGAAACUUUACUGCUUUGUGCAUCUCACAGUUCAAGAGUAUUUUGCUGCUCUCUUUGUAUAUCACAGUUUUGUAAAUAAGAAAAUUGAUUCUGAAAGUCUCAAGGAUUUCAUGCUAAAAGGGUCUGAUGAAGAGCUCAAGACUAUCUUGGAAAGUGAUCCAGUGGAUCUACCUUUGAAUGAACUGAUUGAAAUUACAAUAGCUAAUUCGGCUCUUAGAACGACCGGAGAACUGGACAUGUUCCUCAGGUUCCUUAUUGGCUUGUCUCUACAAUCAACACAAGACCUGCUUCAAGGUCUGAUUCAACAGACUGAAGAACACUCAACGAAUAUUGAGCAAAUUCGGUCAAGUCUUUUAGAUAUAGAUUUAUUGGAUUGCUCAGCUGAAAGAUGUCUAAACCUUGUCCACUGCCUGACUGAGUUGAAAGACAAUUCCCUACAUGAUUCAGUACGAAAGUAUCUGAAACCAAAUUGUUUUCCUGAAUCACCGCUCUCUCCUGUUGAGUGUUCAGCUCUGGCUGACUUGAUUCUGAUGUCAAACACACCUCUGGAUGAAUUCAAUCUCAAGAAAUACAGACCAUCAGGAAAAGGUAUCUUUAGACUUCUUCCAGCUGUGAGGAACUGCAGGAAAGCAAGAAUUUCAGGCUUGGAUCUUUCUGUUUGGGAAUAUAAAACUAUCGUUUCAGCUCUUCGUAUGCCACGUUCUGUGCUGACUGAACUGCACCUGGUCAAUAAUACAUUUUACAGCAGAGAUGACGAAGGUGCAGAGAUAUUGAUUGAUGGACUGGGGAAUUGCCAGUGUAAACUGAAAACUCUUAGUCUUUCUGGUCACGGGCUUUCAGAAACACAGAGUGAAAAUCUAGCUUCAGCCAUCAAAUCAAUCAUCUCAAAUUUAAAAGAACUGGAGUUGAGUGACAACAUACUGAGAGACUCAUUACUCUCUGUGCUCUCCACCGGACUGGGCUGCACUAACCUGGAGAACCUCAGGUCAGUGUUAGAUGUUAUUUAGAUGUUAUUCCUUAUCUGGGACUUAGCAUUAUAGCCUGAGAUGACACGGCUUUGAUCAGAAGUUAUUUAUACCAUUACUGGCUUUAAGUCCUGCUUGGAUGUCUAGGCAAUAACCUUUCAUGACUGUGUGUGGGUAAGCCCACUAACAACAACAAAAAAGUGCCCUUUCCAUGUUUGGUCAAUACAAAGAAUGCAUAUGAUUUUGCACUGGCAAAACUGAUGCAGGACUCACUGAAUAACCAUUGUUUUACACUAUAUUCUUUUGUGCGGUGGUUUUUGCAUCAAAGAUUUCAUGAAUGAGUAAUGAGCCUAUCCUAUUACAGCCAAAUGACAACCUGAAAUGAUUUAAAGAGUGGAAAACAAGAAACCUUUGACCUUUGUUUGGCUUCAUAUCUAAUCAGCCAAUCACCCGGCAACUUAGUGCAUUUAGACAUGUAGAUAUGGUGGAACUAAUCUACACAAAGCUGAUUUUAGUGACUUUGAAGAACCACAGGUGACUCUACUACUACUACUAUUUUGGCCAUGAAUUUUCUGCGGGUUUUACCGCUGGAAUAGACAUCCAGGGGAAAAAAUUGGUGGUCCUCCAGACGUGCCAACUAGAAUUGCUUACUGAGCACAUCGGGUUUGUAGCUGAAAAGUCAAUGUUUCAUCCAUAGGAUUAAUGUUAGCUAGCUCUACUUGCUCCAUAUUGUCUAGGUCCAAAAACAACAUGAAUGAUAAGGAGAGCAAAGGGGAUGCUCCCACUUUGCGAGGAAACAAUUUGCCAUAUACACUUUGGGAGAGGUUGAGCCUUUCAUGCAUGCCCAGAUUUCAUUGUUCUUCUUUGUAGUGUUUACAUCAGCUUGGUCCUGUAAGAACACACUCAUGUAUUGUACUGAGUGAGCUGACCAAAAAGAAACCACAACUUAUUUUAACUUGUGUAACUGUAUUCAUCAUCCUGUGACAUCCUGCUACAACACUUUAACACAGAGUGGACUUAAAAAGAAAUACUACGGUUGUUACUUGUUGGCUUUGUGGCUAAUGGCAAGUACAUAGGAGCAGCCAGACUUCUGUGUCAAAAAGUCUGCCUUGACUGUAAUUAACUGAAUGAAUCACUUGUUAGAGCAUGCAGUCUAUGAUGUAAAACAACACAGGACUUGUAGAGAUGUGGGUCAAUCAACAGUUACACAGCACAGAUGACCUUAUUAUGUUACUGGCAGGGACAAUGAAUUAUAACAGGCAUUUUGGGCUGUACAUGGGCUUUUUUUAAACCAUAUUAACAGUUGAGUCAAAUUCUUCUCUACAGUGUAAAAUUGUCUUGAAUAGACUACCCAUUUCUUCCAAGACUUUUUUCUGCUUCAACUAAUCGCCUUCAUCGGUCUCAUUGCAUAAGAGUAACAGCCAAUUUUUGUAAAAGUGGGUGACUUACUGUAUCUAU